This is a messenger RNA of Schistosoma margrebowiei, 1516 nucleotides long. The record is from the annotation of a GenBank genome assembly. NCBI's taxonomy places the organism in Eukaryota, Metazoa, Platyhelminthes, Trematoda, Strigeidida, Schistosomatidae.
CGUUGUUGGACUUCAAGGUCAAGUUGACUUGUAGGUCAAGUAAACGUAGUAUUGGGAUUUUUGGCCCCAUGCUAGAGUUUCAGUCUUCAGGACACCAUAUGGGAUCUGUCCUCUUAGAAGGUCAUAUCUCUGAUAAUGGACAAUGUACUGGAGACAAUUUGACGUUACUUGACGAACCAAUUCGUGAUACAAUUUUUAGAUCAGCUCGCGCUGUUGGUCAAAAGUUUUCUUACGUCUUAGUUCCACGACAAGGACAGGGGUUGUUGAAAGAAUGGGAUUUGUGGGGUCCGUUAGUGUUGUGUCUUAUCAUGUCAGCGCUCUUGCAUAGUAGCUCAAACUCAGAAAGUUCCGGACAUGGCGGACCGGAGUUUGCCCAGGUCUUCAUUAUUUUCUGGCUGGGUUCAGCAGUUGUGACUUUGAAUUCUAAAUUACUCGGUGGUGCAGUGUCAUUCCUACAAACCGUAUGCGUUUUGGGGUAUUGUAUUUUGCCUCUUGUUAUUGGUUUGGUUAUAUGUCGAUUACUGUUGCUUGCAAGUUCUAAUUCUGUGUUUGUUUUUAUCAUACGAUUAUUCACUGUUAUUUGUGGGUUGGUUUAUUCAUCUUAUGCAUCCUUUAUUUUUGUCCAUCCUGCAUUGCCAAAAAAUCGUGUUGCUCUAUCUGUAUAUCCAAUAGUUUUAUUUUAUGUAUUUCUUUCAUGGCUUGUAAUAUCAGUUACGUAAUUUUUCGAGAUUAUGAUCUUCAUCUGAUUUUGCAAUUUUUCUAAUAUUGUAUACUUCUGUUCAGCAACAUCUAUUGUGAUAUUACUGAUGAGAAAAUAUUACUUUGUACAUUACUAUCUGUUACUAAUCUUUUAAAACUCUUAUUCUUAUAUAACCUGUCUUUUAUGGUGUUUUGUCAACUUAUAGACCAAUCGCUUGUUAAACACACUCAUCGGGUAAUCUCUGUUACAUUUGUCUGAAUACAAAUAUUUGUUAGUAUUUUCUAUCUGCGACAAAUAGCAUUCCUAACGUUUGGAGUUAUUGUUUUCACUGUUUCAUUUAAACUCUAAAUCGCAUUAGUCGUGGUUGGUUUAUUGAGUACUUAUUAUUAUUUCGUUAAAACUAAAUGUUUGUAAAUCAAUAUAGGUCUUUGGACACCAAGAUUCUAUAUUUCCUCUGCAAGUAUGUAACUUGUGGGACAGUUUUACUUAUGUAAUCGAAACCUCUGUUAUUAGCCAUCAAAGUCUAUUCGUUCAUGUUGCAGCUGACUUGACGUACGCCCAGAUCUUACAUGGGUAAUAACAUCAUGCCAUGGUUAAAAGUGAUGACCAAAAUUGUGUGUGUUUGUCACACUGAAGUUUCUCUGAAAAUAAUCCUGAGCAAUUCAUUGAAAGCAUUGAAACCAACGGUCCAGAGUUUAUUUUGAUGUCAACACUUAGGUCUCCAUCACGACUGAUAAUCAGAAUGUGACAUUAAUCUCCAUCAAACUACUGGUUGUUGUAUUAUUCUGUUAUGUAGUUACCCAUCUCUUUGAACCC